Paramisgurnus dabryanus is the source of this 884-nucleotide messenger RNA. It is a transcript of the gene lipt2, whose product is annotated as lipoyl(octanoyl) transferase 2. The record is from RefSeq and is a predicted model, not a curated record. Gene Ontology annotation, molecular function: lipoyl(octanoyl) transferase activity. Gene Ontology annotation, biological process: protein lipoylation. Lineage: Eukaryota; Metazoa; Chordata; Actinopteri; Cypriniformes; Cobitidae.
GUAAUGUUGCGCGUGUUCCCUCGUGAUCCUGUGAAGAGUGAGAUCGAUCAAUACUGAUUCUGAAUGGCAUCGCAAAGUAAGAAAUAGCAGGUUAUCAUUCUGACCUGUUGCUGCUUCAAUACCUAUCUGAAAAAACACAAUGUCUUUAGGUAAGGCCGCUGUCAGAGUGGUGUAUCUAGGCAGGAUUUCCUACCACAACGCCUUGAAGAUACAGCAACACCACAUACAGCAGCAUCUUGAUUCAUCUAAUAACAACCCAAACACGUUACUACUAUGUGAACAUGAGCCUGUGUACACCAUUGGCAUCAGACAGAAACCUUACCCUCCUGAAGAGGAACAAAGACUGAAAAACCUAGGCGCAGACUUCUUCCGUACAAACCGAGGUGGACUGAUAACUUUUCAUGGGCCUGGUCAGUUAGUCUGUUAUCCAAUCCUAAAUCUGGGCUGCUUUAAGAAGAGUGUAAGAUGGUAUGUGUGUGAAUUGGAAAGGACUGUGAUCAAUACAUGCAGUAAGUUUGGGAUCAAAGCCUCAACAUCUCCAGAUACCGGUGUAUGGGUGGGCAACAACAAAAUAUGUGCAAUCGGUAUCCAUUGUGGAAGAUACAUAACAUCCCAUGGUUUGGCUCUUAACUGCAACACGGACAUGAGUUGGUUUGAUAACAUUGUGCCAUGUGGGCUCGUGGGGAAAGGUGUGACGUCACUGAGCCGGGAGCUGGGGCGGGAUGUCCCAACAGAAGAAGCCAUUCCAAAACUACUGGAGGCCUUCAAUGAACAGUUCAACUGCCGUCUAAUGGACAAUAGUAGCAGUGGUUUAAGGAAAUAUGUAAUAUAAAUGACUCAUGCAGUUUAAAAGUUUUUUUAAUUAAAAGAAUAUUUAAAUCUGG